Messenger RNA from Lathyrus oleraceus (garden pea), 411 nucleotides. RefSeq lists its product as uncharacterized. The record is from RefSeq and is a predicted model, not a curated record. Lineage: Eukaryota; Viridiplantae; Streptophyta; Magnoliopsida; Fabales; Fabaceae. The transcript has a single exon. Bases 1 to 411 code for a protein of 136 amino acids.
AUGGUGAUAGGGGAUUUUAAUAAUGUGUUAAAUGUUGCUGAUAUAAUAGGGGGUAAUGAUAUUCACAUUGUAGAGUACUCAGGUUUGGCAUAUAUGAUGGAAGAAACUGAGUUACACGAGCAUGAAACCAGAGGUAGCCAUUUCACUUGGUCAAAUAAACAACCCAAUGGGAUGAUUUACUCAAGAACUGAUAGGGCCAUUUGCAAUGAAGAAUGGUUCCUAGCUUAUCCUAGAUGUGAUAUUGAUGUCUUAAAUCCACACAUAUAUGAUCACUCCCCACUUAAAGUGCAAAUGAUGAUUACCAAUUCUGAGAUAACUAGGUAUAAAGCAAGGUUCAAAGUUCUGAACUGUACAGUUGAGAUACUUGAGUUUAUGGAUAUCAUAAUUGAUAACUGGAAUGGAAUAGAUUAA